CGAUCUUAUCCUUUUGAGUAUGUAUGUAUUUGGAAAUUUCGUAUCCUUCUGGAAUUCGAAAUGACAAAUGCAUACGUAACGUCAAAACGUGAAAAGUAUUUGCGAUACAAAUGUGAAAUAAAAUAAUAGUUUUAUUUCAUUUUGACUUUUUCAUUUCCAAUUAUAUGUUAAAUUAAAUACAUAUGUAAAUGAAAUUCUGAUCGUGAACGAAAGUAAAAUUGCCAAAUGUAAGAUAUUUGUACUAAAGAUAGAGAUAGAUGGAACUAAAAUAAUUGAAAUAAGGAUGUAGAACCUGUAAAUUGUUAACAUUAAAGGGGACAACUGCGUUCUCGAUAAUUUUGUCAUUGAUCGAAGAUGCAUGCGACCUUGUCAAAUGACAUCACGAUACUAUAUUAGGCUUUCUCUACCGGCGCAAACGUAUUGCAAAUUGCAACAUACACAAUACGACAGAAAGAUUUUAUGAUAAUUAUGUAUUUUACAAUUCAUUUGCAAAGGCUGCCACUCCUACCUUGUUACCCACACAUCACUUUAAAAAUCCGAAUCACUUGUUUAUCCUAUACAUUUUUUAUAUAUGAAAAUUAAUUGCUAUCUUUUUACUGGUUGAAAAUUCUAGAAUAAUUGAUUGUUAAUUUGUUUACAGAUAUAAUCACAAUAAAUAAUAUUUUGAUAUAAAAUGAAGAUCAUUUGUCAAUAGAAAUGUUAUUUUAUACCACUCAAUAUUUAUUAUUUAAAGUACAUAUCGUUAACAUACAUAAUUCAAGUUGUUCAUCAUCCUUGACAUUUUUAUAAGUACAACAAGUUCAUAUAUUCAUACACAAUGACUCAUACUUCAAGAUAUGUUGGAUACCAUGCUACUACAAAUCGUGAUUAUUUAACGGAUGGCGAUGAAAGCCAUCGUGCUCCAUCAGAUCGAACAGUAUCUGAAUACAUUGUGUCAGCUGAUCAUGCUACAAUGGUAAAAGCAAUGAAAAAAGACCGUCCUGAGAAAUAUGAAAAAGAUGAAGGAAGGCGAUCACGAAGUGCACACAACAGUCGCGUUUCAGUAUUAUCUGGAUCAUCCAGGCAAGGUUUGCAUCCGCUAAGAAAAAGUGCUUCACAUGGUAGUAUAUGUGACAAUGGCUCAGAUAUAUAUGUUACGAGUGCUGCUUAUAGAACAACAUCAGAUAUAAGCCAUGUAUCGCAUCACAGUCUGUCUCCAAGUUUAAGAAUGGGUCAUCGUGCACCUAGUCAUUGCAGUUAUGGUUCUGCAAAAUCAGUAAAAUCUCACACUUCCAGAAAGGAUGGUAUUAUUAUAGAAACUAUGUCAACGCCUAAUCCGUUUUGUCCAAAUACAAAGGGUGUUUGUUGUCUUAUGCUACUCCUCAAUCUUGGAUUAAUUCUUAUCGCAUUAGGUUUUGUUAUAGUCAUUCAAUUCUUUCAACCAUUGAUAGUUUGGAUUUUGGGAAUAGUCUUCCUUAUAUUUGGAUUUUUAACUUUGAUAGGUAGCUUAAUAUACUGUGUACAUGUAUUUAGAAAUGCUAAGCAUCCCCAUGACAUCAAUCCAGAAGACCUUUGUUGGACAAAGUACUGGCAGGGUCAUGUAGGUUCAGCACCUGAAGUGUACUACAAGACCGAGGAUAAGUAUCAAGAUGAUGGGUACAGUGAUCGUUUGAGUAAAUACUCAAAUAAAUAUUAUGACCGUCAAAGAUAUUAAAAACUAAUUUAAUGCAAAACGUAAAUACAUUCAGCAUAUUUAUGUUUUUUAUUCAUACAAUCACCAAACAAGCAUAAUAACAUAAGAAACUUACACACAAAUUAAUUGAAGAUGAAGAAAAUAUCUAUCGUGUAUAUCCUUGUUAUUAACAUAUGAUAUAAAAACAUAACAUGUACAAUUGUAUUUUGUAUAAAAUGCUAAAUUAUUUAUUUUAUA
Messenger RNA from Megalopta genalis, 1909 nucleotides. The record is from RefSeq and is a predicted model, not a curated record. NCBI's taxonomy places the organism in Eukaryota, Metazoa, Arthropoda, Insecta, Hymenoptera, Halictidae.